Messenger RNA from Prorocentrum cordatum, 1242 nucleotides. NCBI's taxonomy places the organism in Eukaryota, Dinophyceae, Prorocentrales, Prorocentraceae. The record is from the annotation of a GenBank genome assembly.
AUGAGCACAGAUUGCACAUUGCAAGCAUGUGGCGCGUUCCACGAGUCUCUGGUCGUCCAGGAGGUUUUCAGGAUGGGCUGGAGGAUGCUCAACCCAACGGACUUCGAGGACGACCUCGGGCAAAUUCACUCGCUGUUCCAGGUGGCUCCCCGUGAUGUGGAGAGCAGCUUGCCCAGAGGCAAGUCUGUUAAGACGUUUGCGCUGGGCUGUCACGGGCCGCCCCAGAAUCGCCACAGGUGGUGGAGGCCCUCGUGCGCCGAAGACGAGGUGGUGGCGUUCUACAACGAGGCCCGGGUCCAGCUGACCGUGCCGGGGAGCUACUUUAUGGCCUGCGGCUUCAACGGCGGCUACUUCGGCAUCCAGGACCACGGCGACGGUCACCACCGCGUGCUCUUCUCCAUCUUGCCCAUCUGGGACGCCGGCAGCGAGAUGUACCAGGGGAGGGACGACCCCAGCAGGGUGGAGUCGGCGGACCGCGUCGAGGUCUUGCACGCGGCCAGCGGUGUGGAGGUCAAGCGCUUCGGGGGUGAAGGCACGGGCGCCCAGUGCCUCGACGACGCAACCGGCUGGUCCGUGGGCGACGUGGUGGCCCUGUGCGUGGAGUGCUCCCGCUCGCCCGGCGGCCGCGCCUGCUACGCGGCGCACGUGCGCUCCGGGGCCUCGGGCUGGAAGCACUUGGUGUCCUACCGCGUGGCGCACGGCAGGCCCUUCGGCGGCUUCUAUUCCUUCAUCGAGGACCCGGGGACUUCCGGCGGGACCACGUCAGCACGCUGCAGGAGCGGCGCGCCCACUUCGGGCCCGCGUGGUUCCGGCGCCGCACCGACGGCGGCUGGGCGCCAGCCUCCGCCGCGUGCUUCACCGCCAGCGGCGCGGAGUGGGAGCGUCCGGACAACAUCGACACCGGCGACGGGCUGGCGCCGGGGAUGCGGAUGAUGCUGGCAACUGGCGGGGACCAGCUUGCGGGCCAGCACAAGCUGUCGUCCUGGGCCACCAUCGCCGGCGGCGCGCAGAAGCGGGAGGAGGGCUGCCUUUCGAAGAGGCCCAACCAAAUCCCUCCCGAGCGGCGGCGUCGACGACGUCGUCGCCGACGGCGCCGCCGCUCGCCGCGCACCGCCGGCCGUCGACGCCUCCGAGUGCCGGCCGCCCAGCGACGCCCCGUCGCGCCUGCCCGCCGCGCCCGACGCGGCCGCGGCGCUGGCGCGCUUCGUCGCCCCCGCGCCCGCCUGCGCCCUCUGCGCCGCG